CCCCCAGCUUGUGGUGGAAGGUAAAAAUAAAAACAGCGCGGGGACGUAGAGGUGAGCUUUAAUGGCGUCAGAGCAGGAGGAGGUUUGUGAUUCAGCGGAGUGAAUCCCAGGAGGAGGCUGAACGUGGACGCGGCGGUGCUAACAGGUUAGCUCACGUGUGUGGGUCGCAAAACACACGCAGCGUCCAAACAACGGUCGACCAUGACGUUACGCGGUGUUUUCCUAUUUACGACUCAAAUCGUUUUUAACGCUUGUUUCUCAUUUCAACUGAUUUAAAAAAAACACAUGUGGAAAAAAAACACCGAACAUCACUCGAAUCAGAAACAUUUUAACUGCGCUAAUUUAAUGGUUAUAGCGACGAAUGUGGGGGGGAGGGUUUGAUAACGGACGACCAAGAUCUUUCGCGGAGUUCAUCGCGUAAGCGGCGUCACUUCCGCUUCCUGUUUGCGGUUCUUCUUUAGGGGCCUAAAAGAAACGAAAACAAGCUGCACGCUGCGAAGCUUCGCUGCGUUUGUCGCCGUCUCUGCGCGUGGAGCUCGGUUCGGCUGCAGCUCGUGGACAAAGAGGAGCACGCGGCCGGUUCGGUUCGAGGCUGCGGAUCUGAGCCAGGAAAUGCUGCGGGCGGCCGAGUGCCGCGCUAAGGGAGCGUCUUUAAAGAGCCGCGCGAGGAAAUAAACGUGAAGCUGCACAGAUCGACGUGUCCACUGUCAUCCACUCAGAUGUGAUGAAUGAAGCAGCAGUGAACAGUGAAGCUGGAGGGAUGCCUGCAGCAGAGAGCCACCAUGCACAACAGGUCCUGUCCUCCCUGAACCAGCAGAGGGCGCUAGGCAGGUUUUGUGAUGCAGCAUUGAACGUGGGAGGGGGGCUGGUCUACCUCGCCCACCGCAACAUCCUGGCGUGUUUCAGUGACCUGUUCCAGCAGUCCAACAUGCCCGCCUCACCCUGCAUGGAGAUCUUCCUCCAGGAGUGUCCCAACGACGGCCUCGAGCUGCUGCUCAACUUCGUCUACACCGGGGAGCUGAGGCUGGAUCCUGACAACCUGGACAAGGUGCAGCAUGCGGCAGCCAGCCUGUGUGUGCCAGCAGCACUUCAGCUCUGUGAGCAGUUCAAAGAAACGUCAGUGGAUCCUGCGCCCCUCAAGCGUAGAAGAGGCCGGCCUCGAAAGACCACGUCAGACGCAACCCCUCAUUGUUCAGUCAAAGACGAGAACGUGGUCUUGGUCGUGGUAACAAAAGACGAUUCUGGGUUCGACACUGACGCAGCCACCACCACCACUGCUGCUGCUGCAACCACCACCACCCGCUCUGGUCGCGUAGUGAAGGGCCCCAAGCGACUGGUGACUGAUGAGAUCCCCACCACUGAUUUUAUAGCCACUGAAAUACUCAGCACGAAGGCCCCAAAUGUUCCUGCUGAGAAAGAAAGUAGUGACGUGGGAAAUCAAAAUCCAGAUCAGCCAAGUGUAGAAGCUGAGACAACCGAGCUACAGAUUGACAUAAACGACAACGGUGUGAACCAGGUAACCGAGGAGGCAGAGGAAGACGACGACGUGGGGGAAUUUGAGGGUAUCACAGAGGGUUCGGACGAGGAGUACGUACCCGUCGCCGAGCCCACCCCUUCCGCUUCGUCCGCAACAACAGCGCGGAGACGCAGGGCCCAGAAAAAGACGGCGAAAGCAGAGAAUGGCGAGGCCGUGGAGGAAGACUCAAAGAAGGACUCGGUGCAGUGUCCCAUCUGCGACAAAUCCUUCAAGAGCAAAUACUACCUCAAAGUCCACAACAGGCGACAUACGGGGGAGAGGCCCUUCGGUUGCCUUAAAUGUGGAAAGAGGUACUUCAGGAAGGAGAAUCUUUUAAUACACGAGAUCAGAGACUGUGCUCGAGUGCAGACGUACACCUGCCUGACGUGCUCCGCAACAUUUAAAGGAAAAGAACAGCUACGUCUACACAAUGUGUCGCACACCGGAGAAAUGCCCCAUAAGUGUUCACUGUGUGCUGAACAAUUCAUGUACAAGAAAAACCUGACAAUUCACAUGAUGAAGGUCCACGGUUACCCCAAACCACACGCAUGUCCUCAGUGCCCCAAAACCUUCUUAACCCGGACGGAGCUGCGCGUCCACGAAGCGGCCAAACAUCGAGGGGAGAAGCCGUUCGUGUGCGAGGAGUGCGGCCAUCGAGCGUCCAGUCGGAACGGACUGCAGAUGCAUAUCAAAGCCAUUCACAGAAACGAGCGCCCGUUUGUAUGCACCUUGUGUGGUCAUGCAUUCUCCCAGAAGAACAACCUCAACAUGCAUCUGCGUAUUCACAGCGGUGAGAAGCCCUUCCAGUGUCACCUCUGUGGAAAAACCUUCAGGACACAAGCCAGUUUAGAUAAACACCAUCGGACGCACACUGGCGAGCGUCCCUUCGGCUGUGACGUUUGUGAGCAGCGGUUCACAGAGAAAGGCGCCCUCGUCCGCCACAAGGCCAGCAAGCACGAGGAGGGUCGUCCCCACUGUUGUCACAUAUGCGGCAAAACCUUCAAAGCAAGGGAGCAGCUUCGUGUUCAUCUGCGCCGCCACAAAGGCAUGAGGAAGUUUGAGUGCCCAGACUGUGGCUACAAGUUCACCCGACAGGCACACCUGAGACGACACGUUCAAAUCCACAAACGCACCGAGAACUACAACCCCCGCCAGAGGAAGCUGAGGAACGUGAUAGUGCAGGACGUUGAUGGAAGUUCUGGUGAGAACGAAUCAACAAAAACUGCGGGAGUCUCGCUGACCACGGAGCCGACGGAUUACAGCCCGGACACCGGCGACCUCCAGGAAACCACAAACCCAGAGAGCGACUCCUCGCCGGCAGGAGCAGGCCUCGCUUCCAGCUGCAUCAUGAGGGUGGUGAUCGAGUCGAGCGACCCGGCGAUGGAGGAGGUGGUGUCAGAUCGGAACCUGAGACAGGUCGAGGCAGCGGAAAGUUUCUCGGUGCCAGGAGUCUUGCAGCCGACGCAGCUGGUCACCGAGGUGUACGAGUCCACGGUGGACAUGGAGGGACUCGUUGAGGACAUAACGGAGAGCAAGACUUGAGGACUGAAAGAGACUGACGCCUUCGUAGAAUUCAGGUAAAUGAGAAGCACUUAAAAAGACGAUGCAGGUGGUGAAUCACAGCCUGAAACAUUUGGCCUUGCAGAUCUAAAGAUGAAACGGCUGCUGAUGAGUUUCUAGUCGUGCAGAAGAGAAGUAAAUAUAUUUCAUGCUUGUAGUAAUUUAUACAUCGUUAGUUGAACUGCAUGUUUGUAAAAACAGCUUGAAACUAAAGCAGCUGGACUCUGGACAUCGUAACUUAUCUUCACCAGUCUUUGGAUUUGUUAACGAAGAUAUUAAAGAAUAAAUGGACAUUUCUUUAUGGUGGAGUGAGAUGAGAAUAAUAAACAUUAUUU
Messenger RNA from Paralichthys olivaceus (Japanese flounder), 3411 nucleotides. It is a transcript of the gene zbtb48, whose product is annotated as zinc finger and BTB domain containing 48. Gene Ontology annotation, biological process: regulation of transcription by RNA polymerase II. NCBI's taxonomy places the organism in Eukaryota, Metazoa, Chordata, Actinopteri, Pleuronectiformes, Paralichthyidae. Gene Ontology annotation, molecular function: DNA-binding transcription factor activity, RNA polymerase II-specific; RNA polymerase II cis-regulatory region sequence-specific DNA binding; protein binding. The record is from RefSeq and is a predicted model, not a curated record.